AUGAUUCAUUUUUCUUUCGAGGAUCAACCGCCGCUGACACAUUACAAAUAUUUUGAUAAAUUUAUAGUAGCUUGUAAGUUUACUUUUGUUCUCGAAGAUAUGCCUAAACAAAGUAAGAAAAGAAAGCAGUGGAGUAAAGAAAACAUGAUCAGGGCGGUGAAAGCUGUAACAAACAAAGAAACGGGAUACCAAAAGGCUUCUAAACUAUAUGAAGUUCCAAAAGGUAAAAACGGAUUUGCAUUUCUAGUAAUUCUGAAAUUACGUUUUCUUUUUUUACUUUUAAGGAACACUUGA
Molecule: messenger RNA, 294 nt
Organism: Acanthoscelides obtectus
Lineage: Eukaryota; Metazoa; Arthropoda; Insecta; Coleoptera; Chrysomelidae
Source: the annotation of a GenBank genome assembly